Molecule: messenger RNA, 684 nt
Organism: Asparagus officinalis (garden asparagus)
Lineage: Eukaryota; Viridiplantae; Streptophyta; Magnoliopsida; Asparagales; Asparagaceae
Product: pathogenesis-related protein 1-like
Exons: 2
Coding region: 34-510 (158 amino acids)
Biological process (GO): defense response; abscisic acid-activated signaling pathway
Cellular component (GO): nucleus; cytoplasm
Molecular function (GO): signaling receptor activity; protein phosphatase inhibitor activity; abscisic acid binding
Source: RefSeq, a predicted model, not a curated record
CGUAGAGAAUUAAUAUACAACAGAUAGGAAAACAUGAGUUCAGGAAGCUGGAGCCACGAGGUAGCUGCCAAUGUCCCAGCAGGGAGGCUGUUUAAGGCUGCGAUGCUGGACUGGCACAACCUCGGCCCCAAGAUUGUGCCGGAUUUCAUCGCCAGUGCUUCUGUGGUGUCCGGAGAUGGAGCUGUUGGAAGCGUCAGAGAGAUCAAGAUCGGCAACAAUGCACUGCCUUUCAGCUACCUGAAGGAGCGCCUAGAUUUCAUAGACCAUGACAAGUUCGAGGUCAAGAACACCCUCGUGGAAGGCGGAGGUUUAGGAAAGCAGUUUGAAUCGGCCUCCAAUCACUUCAAGUUCGAGCCAUCUGGCAACAACGGAUGCAUUGUCAAGGUGACCGCAACCUACAAGCUUCUCCCUGGUGUCGCUGAUGACAGUGGAAAGGCGAAGGAAGGCGUGACCAACCACAUCAAGGCAGUCGAAGCCUAUCUCCUAGCAAACCCAACUGCCUACAAUUAAAUAUAAUGCUUAUGUUUCUGUUUCAAUGUCCUUGUGAGUUUGAAUAAGGAGAAGGAUAUGAGAAGAUGGCUCAGUGAUGAGUCCUUGAGUUUGUAAUACUGUCGUGAAUUCACGCUUUUGUGCUUCAUGUUUUUGUGAAAUAAGUUUUGAGUGUGACAUAUGGUGACAUUUGGA